Acanthosepion pharaonis is the source of this 573-nucleotide messenger RNA. Lineage: Eukaryota; Metazoa; Mollusca; Cephalopoda; Sepiida; Sepiidae. The record is from the annotation of a GenBank genome assembly.
AUGACUGGCCUUUUUUUAUUGAUCUAUUCUGAAUUUAUUCCGUUUUUGCUUUUCCAUACGGCAUCUAUCUAUCUAUCUAUCUAUCUAUCUAUCUAUCUAUUCUGUUUCAUCUAUCUAUGUCAUCUGUUUCUAUCUAUCUAUCUCAUUCAUCAUCUAUCUAUCUAUCUAUCUAUCUAUGUCAAUUUGAUUUAUCUAUCAUUCAUUCAUCUAUCUAUCUAUCUAUCUAUUCAUCUAUCUAUCUAUGUCAAUCUUCUUAUUCAUAUUCUAUCUAUUCAUUCAUCUAUCUAUCUAUCUAUCUAUCUAUCUAUCUAUAUCUGUCUAUCUAUCUGUUCCUAUCUAUGUAAAUUUGAUUCUAUCUAUCUAUCUAUUCAUUCAUCUAUCUAUCUAUCUAUCUAUCUAUCUAUCUAUGUUAAUCUUCUCUUCACAUCUAUCUAUCUAUCUAUCUAUCUAUCUAUCUAUCUAUCUAUGUCAAUCUGUUUCUAUCUAUCUAUCUGUCAUUCUGUUCCUAUCUAUGUAAAUUUGAUCCUAUCUAUCUAUCUAUCUAUCUAUCUAUCUAUCUAUCUAUCUCUCUAA